UGAGAUUCUCAACUUGAGAUUCUCAAGUUGAGAAUCUCAAUUUGGGGGAAAACGAAGAAUUGUGCGGUUUACAAUUCUUUCAUGUGUUUUACAAACACGUUGUUCAAUUGAUGUAAAUAAAAUUCAUUCAUUUUUUUGUGUUGAAUACUAUAAUAGAAUGCUACAAGAUUUUAUAAAAUUUAAAAUAAGGAACAGAAAAUGACCUCCUUAGUUCGCGAGCUCAAGGAUUAUAGGGUUAGCUCCGUGCUAAAUGGAGAUAAGAAGAUGUAUGGAAAAACAUUUUUAUUCGAUGGGAGUGAUGAGACAUGUUGGAAUUCUGAUAAGGGAUCCUCUCAAAAAAUAGAAUUCAGCUUCAGUGAGCCUAAAAAUGUGACCCAAAUAAACAUUCAAUUUCAAGGUGGCUUUGCAGCGAAGCAAGUUGAAUUGCAAAGUGUGGAAAAUUGCGAUAGUAGUAGUAAUAAUGUAGAAAAACACGAAUUUCAUCCACGGGACACGAACCAAUUUCAGGAAUUCAAACUGGAGAAACCAAUGACUUCUUCCAGUUUUAAGCUAACCUUAAACUCGAGUUUCGAUUUUUAUGGAAGGGUAAUAAUUUACCAUUUCGACGUAAUAGGAUCAUAGGAAAAAACCACUUAUUGUAUUUUGUACUUUGUAAGUAAAAAUGAAACAUAAUAAUAUCAUACAACAAAGGAA
Molecule: messenger RNA, 693 nt
Organism: Folsomia candida
Lineage: Eukaryota; Metazoa; Arthropoda; Collembola; Entomobryomorpha; Isotomidae
Product: nuclear receptor 2C2-associated protein
Exons: 3
Coding region: 199-621 (140 amino acids)
Source: RefSeq, a predicted model, not a curated record